Molecule: messenger RNA, 2220 nt
Organism: Juglans microcarpa x Juglans regia
Lineage: Eukaryota; Viridiplantae; Streptophyta; Magnoliopsida; Fagales; Juglandaceae
Product: squalene epoxidase 3-like
Exons: 8
Coding region: 240-1862 (540 amino acids)
Biological process (GO): sterol biosynthetic process
Cellular component (GO): endoplasmic reticulum; membrane
Molecular function (GO): squalene monooxygenase activity; flavin adenine dinucleotide binding
Source: RefSeq, a predicted model, not a curated record
AAUUUCUUCUUCACCACCGCUGCGUUGUAAUCUCUCUCUAUAAAGCCUCGUUGCCUCCUAAAUUCUCUCUUGUUCUACACCAUAAAUUCUCACCACCUACAUCCAUAUUAAGUAGAAGAACCAGAACAAGAGCAGGUAUUGCGAGCAGGGUAGAGGGUGAAACGGAGGAUUUGACCCAACCCAUUUGUUCUUCCUCUUUUUCUUCAUCUGGGUCUCAUUGUUUCAUCCCGCUGACGACAAUGAUGGCUAUCGACCAGCACGUGCUCUGGGCCUUCUUUGCCUCCCUGUUCGGCUUCGUUCUUCUCUACUCUCUCCGUCGUUGGAAUUGUAGCAAUGCCAACAAGAAACAGCUCAAGAUGAAGAGUUUUCCGGAAGAAUGCGCGAAACAGAGCUUUAGCAAUGGAGAAUCUCGCCCAUUGGAGGGCUCUGGCACUGACGUUAUCAUCGUCGGCGCCGGUGUAGCGGGUGCCGCCCUCGCUUACACCCUCGGCAAGGACGGAAGACGGGUUCAUGUGAUUGAAAGAGACUUGACAGAGCCAGACCGAAUUGUCGGUGAACUUCUGCAGCCUGGGGGAUACCUAAAACUAAUUGAAUUAGGCCUUGAAGAUUGCGUCGAGGAAAUUGAUGCUCAGCGAGUGGUUGGAUAUGCUCUCUUCAAGGAUGGGAAAAAUGCUAGACUGUCUUACCCUUUGGAAAAGUUUCAUUCAGAUGUGGCUGGAAGGAGCUUCCACAACGGGCGUUUUAUACAAAGGAUGAGAGAAAAAGCUACCACUCUUCCCAAUGUGCAAUUGAAACAAGGUACAGUUACAUCCCUGCUUGAAGGAAAUGGGACCAUUAAGGGGGUUCAGUACAAAACGAAGGAUGGCCAAGAACAUAAAGCUUAUGCUCCUCUUACAAUUGUGUGUGAUGGUUGCUUCUCAAAUCUGCGCCGCUCUCUUUGUAGCCCUAAGGUAGAGGUGCAAUCUUGUUUUGUGGGUUUAGUCUUGGAGAACUGUGAACUUCCAUUUGCAAAUCAUGGACAUGUCAUUUUAGCCGACCCUUCACCCAUCUUGUUUUAUCCAAUCAGUAGUACUGAGGUUCGCUGUUUGGUUGAUGUACCUGGUCAGAAAUUACCUUCUGUUGCUAAUGGCGAAAUGGCCAACUAUUUGAAAACGGCGGUGGCUCCACAGAUUCCAGCUGAGCUUAAGGAGGCCUUCAUAUCUGCAGUUGAUAAAGGAAAUAUUAGAACCAUGCCAAAUAGAAGCAUGCCAGCGGAUCCACUUCCUACUCCCGGAGCCCUUCUAAUGGGUGAUGCUUUCAACAUGCGGCAUCCUCUAACUGGUGGUGGGAUGACUGUGGCACUUUCCGAUAUUGUCAUACUCCGAGAUCUUCUUAAGCCACUGAGUGACCUGAAUGAUGCACCUUCAUUGUCCAAGUAUCUUGAAUCCUUUUACACCUUGCGAAAGCCGGUGGCGUCUACAAUAAAUACUCUGGCUGGUGCCCUCUACAAGGUGUUUUCUUCUUCACCUGAUCAGGCAAGGAAGGAGAUGCGCCAAGCAUGUUUUGACUAUUUAAGCCUUGGAGGCAUAUUUUCAACAGGACCGGUAGCUUUACUCUCUGGUCUAAACCCACGUCCAUUAAAUUUAGUUCUCCAUUUCUUUGCGGUUGCAAUAUAUGGUGUUGGUCGUCUGCUACUACCAUUUCCUUCACCCAAAGGCAUGUGGAUUGGAGCUAGGUUGAUUUCGAGUGCAUCCAGUAUAAUAUUUCCCAUUAUCAAGGCAGAAGGAGUGAGACAGAUGUUCUUCCCUGCAACCGUUUCAGCAUACUAUAGAGCUCCUCCUAUCAAGCAAGACAUCCAAAAGGAUAUGGCAGAGAUCAAGUAGCUGAGGCUUUGUUGCAGUCGAGUAAAAACAGAGUCAUCAGAAGCAAGCAAAUAUAUGUAUACAAACAAAAGGGGGUGGGUAGGGGGAAUUGAUGGAAUUUAAUGUAUCUUGAAUCCUUGAUACUUCCACUAGAUGGCAUGGCAUAAUUGUUUAUACAUUGUGACCGCUAUAAACUGCAGUAACUAUAUGAACAAAAUCAUUCUGUUAGAACUCAAAAUUAUGCAUUUGCUCUUUAACUUAUAGAAAUUCUAAAGAAACUCCUUUAAUAAAGAAAAAAGCAAAUUUCGCCAGAGAAUCUAGAUAACUAUGUUAUGGGGUUUACUAAUGACAAAUAGGAACAAAUUUACUUUCAAACUUA